This is a messenger RNA of Dromiciops gliroides (monito del monte), 7340 nucleotides long. It is a transcript of the gene SLCO3A1, whose product is annotated as solute carrier organic anion transporter family member 3A1. Gene Ontology annotation, molecular function: protein binding. The record is from RefSeq and is a predicted model, not a curated record. The transcript has 11 exons. Gene Ontology annotation, biological process: transmembrane transport; sodium-independent organic anion transport; prostaglandin transport. Gene Ontology annotation, cellular component: membrane. Bases 328 to 2412 code for a protein of 694 amino acids. NCBI's taxonomy places the organism in Eukaryota, Metazoa, Chordata, Mammalia, Microbiotheria, Microbiotheriidae.
GGCGAGCGCAGCAGCAGCGGGAGGAGGAGAGGAGAUUCAGUCUUCAACCUCUAAACACCCCAACAGAUCCGAGGGGAGGGACGAAAAGAGAGAGGAGAGCGAGUGAGAGAGAGAGAGAGAGAGAGAGAGAGAGAGAGAGAGAGAGAGAGAGAGAGAGAGAGGAGGCGCGGAGGGUUGCUGCUCUCCUCCUGGGCGGAGACACACACACACACACACACAAACACACACACACACACACACACACACUCACCAGCACACGCACGCACACACCACCUCAGCACCUAGAAAGAGGGGGAGCGGGAAAGCGGCAGCGGAGGAGGAGGAAGGAUGCAAGGGAAGAAGCCGAGCGGCUCUUCGGGCGGCGGUGGCAACGGGGGCAGGAGCGGCGAGCUGCAGGGGGAUGAGGCGCAGAGGAACAAGAAGAAGAAAAAGAAGGUGUCCUGCUUCUCCAACAUCAAGAUCUUUCUGGUGUCCGAAUGCGCCCUGAUGCUGGCGCAGGGCACGGUGGGCGCUUACCUGGUCAGUGUCUUAACUACCCUAGAGCGGAGAUUUAACCUGCAGAGUGCUGAUGUCGGUGUAAUAGCUAGCAGUUUUGAGAUCGGUAACUUGGCCCUCAUCCUCUUCGUGAGCUACUUUGGAGCCAGGGGACACCGGCCACGUUUGAUAGGCUGUGGCGGAAUAGUCAUGGCUUUAGGAGCUUUGCUUUCUGCACUGCCUGAGUUCCUGACCCAUCAAUAUAAGUAUGAAGCUGGGGAGAUACGGUGGGGAGCCAAAGGACGGGACGUGUGUGCUGCCAAUGGGUCCACCAGCAACAAGAGACCAGACUUGGAGCUAAUCUGCAGGAAUAGGACUUCCACCAACAUGAUGUACUUGCUGCUCAUUGGUGCACAGGUCCUAUUGGGGAUUGGUGCUACCCCUGUGCAACCUUUGGGAGUUUCCUACAUCGAUGAUCAUGUGAGAAGGAAAGAUUCCUCCCUGUAUAUAGGGAUCCUUUUCACAAUGUUGGUGUUUGGACCAGCCUGUGGAUUCAUCCUGGGCUCCUUCUGUACCAAAAUUUAUGUGGAUGCUGUCUUCAUUGAUACAAGUGUCCUGGAGAUCACCCCAGAUGACCCCCGCUGGAUUGGUGCCUGGUGGGUAGGCUUCCUGCUCUGUGGUGCCUUACUCUUCUUUUCCUCUCUCUUGAUGUUUGGGUUUCCACAAUCCCUGUCCCCACACCCAGAUCCCACAGUGGAGAGUGAGCAAGCCAUGCUCCCUGAAAGAGACUACGAAAGACCCAAGCCCAGCAACGGUGUCCUGAGGUACCCACUUGAGGCAGACAACAGCACUUCCUGUUUUCAGCAGUUAAGAGUGAUUCCUAAAGUGACAAAGCAUCUAUUGUCUAACCCUGUGUUCACCUGCAUCGUCCUUGCGGCCUGUAUGGAAAUUGCAGUGGUCGCUGGCUUUGCUGCCUUCCUGGGAAAGUACCUGGAACAGCAGUUCAAUCUCACAACUUCAUCAGCCAACCAGCUGCUGGGGAUGACUGCUAUCCCAUGUGCAUGUCUGGGUAUAUUCCUAGGAGGUCUUCUUGUAAAGAAGCUCAGCCUGUCUGCUCUGGGAGCCAUUCGCAUGGCCAUGUUAGUUAACCUGGUGUCUACAGCUUGUUAUGUUUCCUUCCUCUUCCUGGGGUGUGACACAGGUCCUGUGGCUGGGGUUACUGUUCCCUAUGGAAACGACUCAGCACCCGGCGUAGCCUUGGAUCCCUACUCUCCUUGCAAUAAUAACUGUGAAUGCCAAACUGACUCUUUCACGCCAGUCUGUGGGGCAGAUGGGAUCACUUACCUGUCUGCAUGCUUUGCUGGAUGCAACAGCACGAAUCUCACUGGCUGUGCCUGUCUCACAUCUGUCCCCUCUGAAAAUGCAACAGUGGUUCCUGGGAAAUGCCCCAGCCCUGGUUGCCAAGAGGCCUUCCUUACAUUCCUCUGUGUGAUGUGUGUCUGCAGCAUGAUAGGAGCGAUGGCCCAGACUCCAUCUGUGAUCAUUCUCAUCAGGACAGUCAGCCCUGAACUCAAGUCUUACGCCUUGGGGGUUCUAUUCCUGCUCCUUCGUUUGCUGGGCUUCAUCCCUCCUCCCUUGAUCUUUGGGGCAGGCAUUGACUCGACCUGCCUGUUCUGGAGCACGUUCUGUGGCGAGCAGGGUGCCUGUGCCCUCUAUGACAACGUGGUGUACAGAUACCUGUACGUCAGCAUCGCGAUUGCCCUCAAGUCUUUCGCGUUCAUCCUUUACACCACAACGUGGCAGUGUCUGAGGAAAAACUAUAAACGAUACAUCACAAACCACGAGGGUGGGCUCAGCACGACCAGACAGGAUCAUGCACUUGACAUUCUUCGGGAGCAAGGUAGGAAAAGCCACCGGGCCUUGGUGGCAACCCUUUGAAGGUUCAAAUGCGGUCUCUAGAAAUGCCAUCAGCUCCAAGCAACAGGGAAUGAUGGUGGCCAGAGGAGCAAAUGGACAUUUUUUUUUUGGACAUAAAAGCCUAUCAUCUUAUUAAAAAAAAAAAAAGUUGACAACAUUUCCAGGAUAAGCACUAGUGACACUCUAUGCCACCUCCUCCUUCAAUAUGGGGCAGGGAGGGAGCAAGAGAAGAGGGGGGUGGGAGAGCUACUCCCCUCUAACCUUUGCAAUAUGGGUCACUGUGUAGACAACUCACCCAGUCUGCAUGUUGUUCCAGGCCCCAGAGUUCUCUCAGCGAUGUUAUUGGGUGAUCCGUGCUGGAGUCAAUAAGUGACAUCCCUCACCAGCCGUAUUUUUAUGUUCAAAAGUUAGAAAACUGAGAAAGUGAGGGGAGAGUGGAGUGUGCAUGCUGGGGGAUGUAGGACUCAUCCUUCCCCCAUCAGCACAUCUGACAGGUGAGAAGUCUCCACCUCCUCCCAAGCCUCACAGACCUCAGGAUGUGCUGGGCCUUAUCUGUGGCUAUGACUGGCUGAGUUCAGAGCCACGGAGACCCAAAUUGAGUUCAAGUCAUUUGCUUACAUUUGCCAAACAUUUUGCCAUUUUUAAAUGGGUAUGGAUUUCAAACAGUUGUAUGUAUAAUCUCUAAUACUAUUUUUAACUAUUUCCAAAAGCUAUGUUAACCUUUCAGUCACUAACAGAAUUCUAUAAGAGGACUUUAUUAUAUGCUGGUCUGGUCGCUUUACUUUUUUUUUCUUUUUAAUGCACCAAAAAUAUAAUGUGAUUCAAGGGAUGCAAUUAAUCUAUUGUAAUUUUUAUCCUUUUAUCUUCAUCCUGAUUUACUACAAAGCCAGUAAGAAAAUACAUGUUACCAAAAAAAAAAAUCUUCAGAGAGAAUAGAUGCAGUCUCUCUUUAAAAAGAACCAUAAUUGGUCCAACAGGGGAGAAGGGAAUGAAAUGCAAACUUGCCUUUUCUCUUUAAUCUCCACACUCACUGUCAUGAAGAAGCCCCCUUUAUAUUCACAACUACAUUUUAAAAGUAUUAUUUGUAGUCUGUAGAAGCUCACUCAGGUGGUGUUUGUGGGUAUCUGCAUACACAUGUGUAUGUAAUAUUUUUUAAUGAAAGGAAAUGGGAAAUGAAAAAUACAUCUUGGGCUAUUAUUCAGGAGCACAAGCUGUUGAAGAACCAGGGGUGCCCCAGUUUAAUGAAUCUUCCCACAAAAUACUGCAAGCUACCCCCUUUCCAAUGGAUUAAAAUGUCAACCAUGUGUUCAAGGUCAGUCUCCAAUUUAAGAGGCCUUUGUCCUUGUAUUUUGAAAGUGACUGAACUUCAAACAGUUAAAGAGGGAACUUCUCAUUGUUUGGAAUAAGAAUUCCUUGAAAAACCUCUUGCUGUCAGAAGACUAAGCUUUGGUGGGCAAGUCUGUGGGAGAGAGACACUGGGCAUGCCCACAUGUGCAUACAAAGACACACACGGGCACACACACACACACACACACACACACACACACACUCACUCACUCACUCUUCCACAGCAAGUGGGCCUAUUAAUCUGCUCUUCAUACUUGUUUGAUGACCUGGUUUCAAAUGUGGCAUUUCUAUGAACUUGGCCCAAGGGAUUAUUUUACCUCACUCAUGCAUUCAUAGUUCACACUCGGGGUUAAACAGCAAGGAAAAUAAAAUCCUAAAGGAAAAGUACACUGUGCCAAAUACUCAACAACCACAGUAAAUGAAGAGAUUUGAUUCUGAGUACAGAACCAUAGAAAAUCAUCGAGCAAAGAGGAGCAAAAAAGAAAGAGGAUUGUGUAGAUAGGAUUGUGCUCAGUUGCCGGGGAGACGAUGCUUUUUGAAAAAAGUUCUUGAAUCUAUUUAAUUUUGGUAUAGCUUCAUUGAUUAAAAUAUACAGACUUAUCCAUCAAUUACAUGAUUGAUAGGGGUGAUAAUGCUACAAUUGUUCUAAAAACACAUAUGAUCAUUAGUUCUGAUAUUUUUCUAUACAGGUUGUUUUGUUUUAUCUUUUCAUUUUGAAAAUAUAUUGUUGGUAGAUACACUGACUGACCUGUUCAUUGUCCCUUACUUUGGCAAAAUCAUCAAGGUCAAAGGUAAUUAGUCUUUUUAGAUGUCAUUUCUUUCUUUUUCAAAACAUGUAAAAAUCAUUUGCUGUUUGGAUUUUUUCUAAAGAUUCUCAAAUGCAUGAGAAUACUGACGCUAGAAUAGUACUAGACAAACAGAAAGCACAAGGACUGUACUUUAUCAGUUACAGAAUGGACAAUCAAAAACUCCAUUUUACAAAGAAGGCUUCAGAAAUGUCGCCUUUCGAAAAUUAAAUUCUGAUGCUUAGUGAAGGGAAAAGCCAGCCCUUUUCUGGCUUUCUUUUUUGCACUUAGGGGGAACACUGCCACAUUUCAUGACCAUAGCCAACUCUUUAUUUGUUUGUAAGUGAUGUUGAUGUUUGUGUGGGGGGGAAAGGAUGCUUCUAGUCUGAUUUGCAAUGGGCUUUACAGCCAUUACAAUGGAGGGGAAAAACAUGGAGACAGACAUCCUCUUAAAAAUGGAGUGCUCAAAGUUCUUUGUCUUCUUUUCUUAGAACCUCAUCUGCUGUUUGACAAGUUAAGUCACCCAACUAUAACAUGUCUGGGGGUAGAUAAUCCAGCCUUUCCCUAUUGGGAUUUUAAUAGGCUUUUAAUGCUACAUAAAGACCAAAGGCUUUUAACCAUUGUCCUAAUGUACUAUCACCCGGAAAGGUAUGCCCUUUUAGAAAUCAUUCAGAAAAUAUUGGGGGGAAAUCAUAUCUUAGAAUUUUUUUCUCCCUAGAGAAAGGAUUCCUUCACCUAUAGCUCCCCAGAAUCAGUGAGAACCCAAAGCCUUAUUGCUUUCUUCACCAUUUCAAAAAAGUAAGGUGGCAUUGCAUUCUGAGGAGCCUGCCACUCUAAAGGGCUUGAAGAAAACUCAGAAAAGAGUUAAUGACAAAGGGAAACACACCUUCCCUCCCAAAAUUCCCUAACCUCUCUCCCCAAGGAUUUUUUUAAUAGGGCUUAAUAAACAAAAUAAUGAAGGGAGACUAAAUAUGUAUGUGUAUGGAUAUGUAUGUAUGGAUGGAUAUAUACAUAUUAUAUGACUAUAAAUUUUAAAGCACUAUAUAGACCAAGAGGCUUUUUAUACUGUAUUAAGGCCUCAUGAUACUCUAUCUUCAAAUCACCCGGCUUCUCUUUCCUUUUCUUCCUCUUCCUCCUGCCCUUCCUCUUUUUUUUUUCCCCUGAGACUUAUAAUGACACAUCAUUUUGCAAAUAUUUCUUUUUUGAGUCCUAGGUCAGUUAGACUGAACCAAUCUAAUAAGCAUAGUCCUCAACCCACAAUGGACCUUCUCUCUCUCUCUCUCUCUCUCUCUCUCUCUCUCUCUCUCUCUCUCUCACACACACACACACACACACACACACACACAAAAGCUCUAUAAUAAAAACAAUAGAUAACUGUAGAGUUUGUCCAGGACAUAGAUUUUUCUGUAGUUGGUAAUAUUUCCCACAAUGGAGGAUGCUGUAUAGCUAUCAGACACAUCAGAAUUAGGGGAACUCUUAAAAUGAAAGAAUCUUCACUUAAAUACCUCACAGAGUUCCCAUGAAGAGCUUUUUGUGGGGAGGAUGGUAUUGCUCCUUUUAAUACAGGCUUUCCAGACAACUCUCCAUGUCGCUUUUUGCUGUUUCCAUCAGAUUACAGUUUCCUUUAUUUCACCAUUGUAGAUAUAGUAUCCUGUAUUCAAUCCACAAGCGGGCCAUUGCUUUGUGAAUGGAGCCCUCAGAGAAUACCUCAGGAAUAUUAAGCAAUAACAGCUACCUUGAGGAGUAAAUGACAACUACUCUUCUAUAGUUAAACUAGAGACAAUGGGCACCACAGGUCAGGUUCUGUCUUUUCUUCCAGGAAACCAAGUCUUACUUUCCUUUAGCUCAGCUGAAUGAGUGGCGACUUUUAACAAUGAAGGAGAAUGCCCUCUGCCUUGUUCUAACUCUGAUUUCAUCCUAUCUUCAAUGCACUCAGAAAUCCACUUGUCUGAAAAGAAUAAGGAGGCUGAAGAGUGUUGCCUCAGAAAUACUUCCAUUGUCCAGCUUGGCCUUUGUUUCCUUUCACAGGUCACUUUUCUCAACCUGGGGCUGUUCACCUUAUGUUUGAAGCAAUUUGAACACUCAGAAAGUGUCAAGUAUUGAGGAGAGAGAGCUAUUGUAUAUAGCUUGGCCAAGAGAAUUAAUUUUAAAACAUAGACUAAGAACUCUUAGUACAGGCCUCAGCAUAUGAGAAGAGAUUCCAGAGACAUUUACCAUAAUAAAGGUGAAGACAAAGAUUAGACUGAACUCCUUGAGGGCAGGGACUGGUUUGUGGGUUUUGUUUUGGGUUUUUUUUUUGGGGGGGGGGCGAGAGCUUGUGUUUUUUUAUUGUUUUGUUUUAUUCUUGUUUUAUUCUUAUUUUGAGUUUUUUUUUUUUGCCUUUCUUUGUAUUCUCAUCACUUAGCACAGUAUCUGGCACAUGGUAUGUGCUUUGUAAAUGCUUGUUGAUUUAACUUGUUAUGAGAACGAGGGAUCCCCAAGGGGAGAAAAUUCUAGUUUACAGGGCACAUAGACUUCUUCAAGUGUCCUCACUUCAUUUCCUUCUUUUCUCCUACUCUUAAUCCCCAAGAACACCCCAAAAUUACUGAGGCAGCUCAAUAACACAGGAUCAUAAAUUUAGACCAGAAUUCUUAAUCUUUUUUGUACCAUAGACCCCUUAGGCAGUCUGGUGAAGAGUAUGGUCCACGCUUCAAACUAAAGUUCUCAAAUGUAUGGAAUAAUAUAACAAAGUUACAAAGGAAACCAAAACAUACACACACACACACACACACACACACACACACACACACACAUAUAUGUGGGCAGUUAGGUGGCUCA